Molecule: messenger RNA, 1079 nt
Organism: Austrofundulus limnaeus
Lineage: Eukaryota; Metazoa; Chordata; Actinopteri; Cyprinodontiformes; Rivulidae
Gene: myoz2b
Product: myozenin 2b
Exons: 5
Coding region: 158-793 (211 amino acids)
Cellular component (GO): Z disc; actin cytoskeleton
Molecular function (GO): actin binding; telethonin binding; FATZ binding
Source: RefSeq, a predicted model, not a curated record
AGACACUGAGACACACACACACUCACAGUUUAGUUUUAGUGUCCAGGAGUGUGAAGAUCAGGGAAGAUCACACAACAUACUGUGGGUUGACCCCUGAGCCUCUGUGUCUCCACGUCAAGGAUACAGGUUGCACARCAGGGACACAAUCGCAGUUGCCAUGGAUCUUGGGAAAAAGCUCAGCACUCCACAAGACAUCAUGUUGGAGGAGUUAUCGCUGCUGUCCAACCGAGGAUCUCGACUCUUCAAAAUGCGCCAGAGGAGGUCGGACAAAUACACGUUUGAAAGUAUUCAAAACGAAGCGAACACCCUGCUGAGUAAUGACCUUUUAAAUCAAAACGCACAUAACGUGGAAAUCAAAGUGGAGCCACAAACUACUGGAAACUCUGCAGAAAACACGACUUCAGUUAUGACUGCAGAGAAGCUGAAAAGCACAGUUAUGCACAAGACUUAUCACUCGCCGUGGGCAGAGGCCAUCCUCGGUGACCCUAACCUCGCUGAAACUCUCCAACUCGGGUUGCCAGAGCUGGUGCCGCGAGGAGAACUCCCCGAGUAUAAAUGCUUCAACCGAGUCGCCACUCCAUAUGGUGGCUUUGAAAAAGCUCCCAGAGGAAUCACGUUUAAGAUCCCCGAGGUGGACCUGAAGCCACCCGAAUACCAAGAGCUCCGAGAGCCGGGGAUGAAGAGGCCCACAUUCAACAGGACAGCCCAGGGAUGGAUAUCUGAGGGCACCCACCUCAUUAUACCCACUAUUACACUGGAGCCCGUCAGCGUGCCCGAGUCUGAUGACCUGUAGAUUUUAAUGGAUCACCCAACAUGAUGCAGCAUUUAGUUUCUUAGAUCAACCUGAGACAAAAAAGUAAAAAGUAGCUCUGUUGCACUCCUUUUUCAAUCUGAAAUUUAAUCCUGUGCGAUGGACUAAAGAUGUGAUGUUUGUUCUGACUGUAUUUUUACUGGAAAAACUCAAUGAAGUCAGAUAUGUAAAUAGCAAAUGACAUGUGCGGUGAAUAAAAUCAGCAACCAUGAAAACAAAGCUAUUAUUCAGUGUGCCGAAGAAAUAAUAAAUGUGUAAAUAAAGUUUA